Nothobranchius furzeri (turquoise killifish) is the source of this 2328-nucleotide messenger RNA. Its product is annotated as pannexin-1. Gene Ontology annotation, cellular component: plasma membrane. The record is from RefSeq and is a predicted model, not a curated record. Gene Ontology annotation, biological process: positive regulation of interleukin-1 production; cell-cell signaling; monoatomic cation transport. Gene Ontology annotation, molecular function: wide pore channel activity. Lineage: Eukaryota; Metazoa; Chordata; Actinopteri; Cyprinodontiformes; Nothobranchiidae.
CUGCAGGCAGCUCUGUUUUCAUGCCUGGCUCAGUAACGGACCGCGGGUCCAACCAUCAGCUGGAGUUGUUCACGGGGCUGUGGAACAAUAGGUUGACUCCGUGUCCUAAAUAUCAUUCAGGUUUCUCCUUCACUAAUGUUCUCUUGGUGAUCCAAACCUCAGAACGGAAACCGGCAAAUUAAAGAAAUACUUUUUUAUAACUAGUGAGGCGGGUUUUUGUUUUUAUCCGCCAUGGCGAUCGCCUCCGUAGCUACAGAGUACGUCUUUUCCGACUUUCUACUGAAGGAUCAAUCGGAGACCAAGUAUAAAGGGGUGCGUCUGGAUCUGGCGGUGGACAAGAUAGUCACGUUUCUGACGGUGGGGCUUCCUUUGUUCCUCAUCUCGCUGGCUUUUGCUCAGGAGGUCUCGGUGGGGACUCAGAUCAGCUGCUUUGCUCCCACUAACUUUUCCUGGAGACAGGCCGCAUACGUGGACUCCUUUUGCUGGGCAGCAGUGCAGCAACAAGCUGACAGUUCACCCUUAUGGCUUCACAAGUUCUUUCCCUACACCCUGCUCCUGCUGGCCAUCCUGAUGUCCAUCCCUGCCUUGAUCUGGCGUUUCACAGCAGCUCCGCUCCUCUCGUCUGACCUCAACUUCAUCAUGGAGGAGCUCGACCGCUUUUAUAACCGCGCCAUCAAACUGGCUAAAAAUCUGGCAUCAUUAGAAGGCAAAAAUGCUACUGAGGACAAGCAGAGCGAUGCUUUGGAACUGGCUGAAGGCUGCUUUAAAUACCCGUUAGUGGAACAGUACCUAAAAACCAAGCGCUUCUCUCGCGGCCUGGUGGUGAAGUACGUGGCGUGCCGGGGUCUGACUCUGCUGAUCCUCCUGCUGGCUUGCCUCUACCUCAGCUACUACAUCCUGCUGGCUUCUCUCACGGACGAGUUCCCGUGUGACCUGCGGACUGGAAUUUUGAAGAACGACAGCAUGGUGCAGUCCGCCGUUCAGUGCAAGCUUGUCGCCGUAGGGGUCUUUAGGCUGCUCAGCUACAUCAACCUGGGCGUGUAUGUGCUUCUGGCUCCACUGGUGGUGUGCGCAGCUCUUGGUCCGUCACGGCAGAGCUCCAGGUUCCUUCGGCCCUAUGAGAUGCUGCCUGGAUUUGGUUCGUUGGGUGUCAUCACUCCAAUCUACAAUGACCUCAGUAUCUAUCUGCUGUUCCUGGAGGAGAACCUGAGUGAACUGAAGUCAUUUAAGUGUCUGCAGGUGCUGGAGUUGUUGCAGGAGGCUGGAGAUGAGGGGUUUGACACCAUGUGUCUACUGCAAACUCUGGGCCAGGUGAAAACAGACGUGCUGGACGGUCCGAAGAGCAAAAAAACAAAUAAACCUGAAGAAUAAUUGAGCUAAGAUCACUCACCAUGUUUCUGAUGAAUUGAAGUGAGGGCAAGUCCUGCUGGAGCAACAGAGGAACCUGGAGCAAAACUUACUUUUAUCUGAGAUGCUGGAUUUUUGUGUCGAUCCACAAAAUUCUCAUCCUGAUGUAAAAUACGAGGUGGUUUCAGCUGACUGUAGCUCACAAAGUGAUAGUUUAGUUCACAGAUGUUCUUGUUGUUAUUGGUAAGUAUUAAAAUGUUGAAUGUAGAUUAUCUGUUUUUGACUGCAGAUGUUGAUUUUUUUUUUACUAAAAAAAUUUUACAAAUAUUUUUGCAUUCUACACUUUAUUUGAUCCCAGUUGUCUCAAAGUAGUCCGUACUGCUGUGACUGAAAGCGGUGAAUCAAGGGGUCUUUCCUACCUCUAUUAAACACUCCUUAAAAAGUACUUUUGUGUUUCUGCUGCACUGUUCUAUUUGGAGAAUGCCUAAAACAAAUCUGGGAUUACCAGGAAAUUAUGUAGCUUGGUGAAAAAAAUGGUUUUCACUGUCAUCUUUUAGCAGAAACCUGCUGGUUGAGAUGAGCUGUUCUGAUCUGCAGUUUGCACACUUUACCUGUGCUUGCAUGGCUUUUUCUCUGCUGAGGACUGCAAACACUUCACAAACUUUGAAAUGCAUUGUCUAAUGCUUAUAUGUAGGUAAGGAGCAGCAACAAAUGUUAUCUUGUAAGUUCUUGAGCAUGAUGAGGGGGAGACAACUGAAGGAGUGAGUUACAACUCAACACACACUUCUGUAAUUAAAGAAUGUUGCAUGAAGUUACCUCAUUGAGAUUUUUUACUAACCUUAACAUGAAAUGUGGGUUGAAUUUUUUUAAACUUGGUCAUGAAAACGACAGCAUUUAAAAGUUGUUUACAUUGUGUUGCGUUAUGCUAGGCUAAAAUAUCAAGUGUGUGUCUGGGCCUUUAAAUAAAACUUGUACAACCUA